Messenger RNA from Mytilinidion resinicola, 231 nucleotides. RefSeq lists its product as uncharacterized. The annotation marks the transcript as partial. Lineage: Eukaryota; Fungi; Ascomycota; Dothideomycetes; Mytilinidiales; Mytilinidiaceae. The record is from RefSeq and is a predicted model, not a curated record. The transcript has a single exon.
GCGGAGACGGGCGAGUUCACAAGGAGGAUUGACGCAGCACUGCACUUAGGCAGGUCGGCGGAGUUGUACCAGCAGCUGAACAGUGUGGAGGCAGCGAUCCUCACGCAGCUGCGGACAGGCAAGACGUUCCUCAAGGAAUACCUCUACAAGAUUAAGGCAUGUGAGACGGCGGCAUGCGACUGCGGGCACACAGGAUCAAUACCGCACUUCCUCUUCUCCUGUAGCAGGUGG